Molecule: messenger RNA, 403 nt
Organism: Styela clava
Lineage: Eukaryota; Metazoa; Chordata; Ascidiacea; Stolidobranchia; Styelidae
Product: cGMP-dependent protein kinase 2-like
Source: RefSeq, a predicted model, not a curated record
AAUGCCUUUCCCGUUCAUCUGUUGUUGUUGUAAAACUAAAAGAAAAGUAACAAUGAACAAAGCAACACAUAGUUCAGUACAAUUCAAAAACCCGGUCGUUGAAAAAGAGUUAGAAAAAGAAGAAAAAGAAAAGCUUGACAAAGAAAUUAAUGAAAAAGUCGAGAUAAAAACACGGGAACUGCAAAAGAAAGUUACGGAAUUAACACGUAAUCUGGAAAAGGUCAAUAUAGAUCUAUGUGAAAGAAACAGUAUCUAUGAAAAAUUAAAGCAACAGCUUGAAUCGGCAAACAAGCAUAUUAAGAAAUUGAGUGAAAAAUUAACUCAAACUGAAAAAAUCCACAAAACUAAGGAGACACACUAUGAAGAACAACUGAAGAAGAAAGAAACAAAAAUUAAGAAUUGA